Molecule: messenger RNA, 525 nt
Organism: Sceloporus undulatus (fence lizard)
Lineage: Eukaryota; Metazoa; Chordata; Lepidosauria; Squamata; Phrynosomatidae
Gene: UCN
Product: urocortin
Exons: 1
Coding region: 7-399 (130 amino acids)
Cellular component (GO): extracellular region
Molecular function (GO): hormone activity
Source: RefSeq, a predicted model, not a curated record
GAGACCAUGCGGCCGGCAAGGAGCCCCUUCUUCCUGGCGGCGGCUUUGCUGCUCCUGAUGCCCCUCGAGGGACCGGCGGCGGCGGCGGAAGGCCCGGCCCUCCAGAGGCUGCGAUCCCGCCUCCUCCGACGGCAGCCUCAGCAGGGAGCCCCCGAGGACCGCUUCCUCCCGGAGGAGAAGCAGGCUUCCCCUCGGUGGCGCCCCGCUGCCGGUCCUCCUGGGCCCCCGGCGCCGAGGGGCCCCCGCCUGGUCCGCCCCAAGCGCCUGCCGCCGCCGCCGCCGCUCUCCAUCGACCUGACCUUCCACCUCCUGCGGGAAAUGGUGAGCCUCUCCCGGGCGCAGAGCCAGAGGGAGCAGGCCCGCCUCAACCAGCGCCUCCUCGACCAGGUGGGCAAGUGAGCCAGCCCCUAGGAGGCCCGUCCAGGCCCGCUCCGUCCUCCGGGGGCCCGAGGGGAGUUGCAGUCCCAGAGCCCCCGCGGGGAGGAAUGGGGGCCAGUCCCCCUUCGGCGGCAGGGCAGCCUCUCU